CAUGAAAAUAGUUUGCAGGUUACUUCAAUUCUCGCAUCUUUCUUUCAGAUUUAAAACGUACAAUACUUUGAAUUUACAUGCAAGAGAUAGAUUGAGAUAUGGGUUACAAUGCUAUAAUCGCGUCCCAAUAAUCUGUUACUCCAAUCUAAGUGAUCAUGAUGUGAAAAAGCGCACAGAAGAGCUGACUGAUUGUUUCAUGGAGGCCAGAGAACUCAUGCAGGAUGCACAGGAAAGCAUGAACACUGUGUACUUCUCAGAAGACAUGCAAGAGGCGUCAAAGGCCGUCGCUGAAACGAUUAAACUGUAUGAAAAAUUUCUGAAAGAAUUAAACGAAAAUCAGAAAAAGGAAGUAACAAGAACAAUUGGACUAAAGAUGGCAGAACUCAGGGCCCAGUACUCUGCAAUGGAAGAAGAAUUAAAGGCAGACUAAUAGGAUUAAAUUUAAAUAUUGUGAUAUAUAUAUUUAUGUUUCAGGAUCACCUUGAAUUUGAGCAUCAUAGAGUUUGCCCUUGUUGGUUUCUAAAAGUUUCAAAUUUCAUUUUAUCAAAGUGAAAAUAAUGAUUUGAUGUCAAAUUUGUCCAUUGUGUCACAAUUUUGUCACAUUUAAUAGAUAAUGUGUCUGUUAAAUGACUUAAGUAUUAAGUAGACACCCCCCCCCCCCCAAAAAAAAAUGUGUCAGUUAAAUUACUUAAGUAUUAAGUAGACCCCCCAAAAAUGUGUCAGUUAAAUGACUUAAGUAUUAAGAAGACCAACCAUGUAUAGAUAUACCUCAAUUAUUUCUUGAUAUUAAUGUUUGUAAACUUUGUGUAUUUUUUAAAAUUUGAUAUUGGUCUGUAUUUUCUAGUUAGUAGAUUACUGUAUGUAUAUUUUGAGCCAAAGUGAUUAAAAAAUUAUU
Saccostrea echinata is the source of this 895-nucleotide messenger RNA. RefSeq lists its product as uncharacterized. The record is from RefSeq and is a predicted model, not a curated record. The transcript has 2 exons. NCBI's taxonomy places the organism in Eukaryota, Metazoa, Mollusca, Bivalvia, Ostreida, Ostreidae. The coding region runs from base 2 to 430 and encodes 142 amino acids.